Molecule: messenger RNA, 1451 nt
Organism: Lontra canadensis (Northern American river otter)
Lineage: Eukaryota; Metazoa; Chordata; Mammalia; Carnivora; Mustelidae
Gene: PPP1R3D
Product: protein phosphatase 1 regulatory subunit 3D
Exons: 1
Coding region: 267-1166 (299 amino acids)
Biological process (GO): regulation of glycogen biosynthetic process
Cellular component (GO): protein phosphatase type 1 complex
Molecular function (GO): protein phosphatase 1 binding; glycogen binding
Source: RefSeq, a predicted model, not a curated record
AAAAGUCUCCCCCCGGAGAAAGCAUUCAUCUCUCGGCUGAAGAUCUCCUUUCUCGCUGCAAGAAGCGGAAGACCUGCGCCAAGACUCGGGGGGCGCGGCGGCGGACGGCGGGAGCGCAUAGCCGGCCCCAGAGGCUCCCUGCGGGCGGCGGUUUUCGGCGGACACUAAGGAAUUCUGAGCCCGACGGGAACCCCGAGGUAUCGAGCUCCGGGUCCGGAGGCUGCCCCUCGGUUCCGGCUUCCUGUCGCCCGACGGCUGGCCGGGCCAUGUCCGGAGGCUGGGGCUCGGCGGCCCUGCCCCCGGCUCCGGGGUCCCGGAAGCCCGCCCCGCGGAGCCUCAGCUGCCUCUCAGACCUGGACGGCGGCGCCGCCCGGGAGCCGCGGCCCUGCAGGCCCCCCGGGAGCCCGGGCCGCGCGCCGCCUCCACCGCCGGAGACGUCCGGCUGCGACCCUCGCCUCCGGCCCAUCAUCCUGCGGCGGGCGCGCUCGCUGCCCAGCUCCCCCGAGCGCCGCCAGAAGGCGGGGGGCGCGCCGGGAGCCGCAUGCCGGCCGGGCUGCAGCCGGCAGCUCCGCGUGCGCUUCGCCGACGCGCUGGGCCUGGAGCUGGCCCAGGUCAAGGUGUUCAACGCGGGCGACGACCCGUCGGUGCCACUCCAUGUGCUGUCGCGCCUCGCCAUCAACUCGGACCUGUGCUGCAGCAGCCAGGACCUGGAGUUCACCCUGCAGUGCCUGGUGCCCGACUUCCUGCCGCCCAUCGAGGCCACCGACUUCAGCGAGCGCCUGGGGCGGCAGCUCGUCUGUUUGGAGCGCGUCACCUGCUCCGACCUGGGCAUCAGCGGCACGGUGCGUGUGCGCAACGUGGCCUUUGAGAAGCAGGUGGCGGUGCGCUACACCUUCUCAGACUGGAAGAGCGCGCAUGAGGCAGUGGCCCGGUGGCGCGGGCCCGCGGGCGCUGAGGGCACGGAGGAUGUGUUCGCCUUCGGCUUCCCGGUGCCGCCCUUCCUGCUGGCGCUGGGCUCGCGCGUGCACUUCGCGCUGCGCUACCGAGUGGCUGGGGCCGAGUACUGGGACAACAACCAUGGCCGCGACUACAGCCUCACGUGCCGCAACCACGCGCUGCACAUGCCUCGCGGGGAGUGCGAGGAGAGCUGGAUCCACUUCAUCUGAGGGUGGCCCGGCCCGGCCCGGCCCGGCCCAGCGGCAGCGGUUCCCUAGCCAGGCUCUCCCGUCCCUGCGGUUACCCUUCCUCACACCCCACCGCCAGCCUGAGUCUUCUCACUUCACUUCCCGCGGCAAGGUCCCUGGGCGGUGGCCCUUCCCGUCUUCUACUUGAAACGUCUGUGUCCCUAGGUCUAAAAAGUAGCCUCAGGUGGCCGGAAGGCCGAGUCGUAUAACGCGCUGGGGGAGGGUGCUGGGUGGGCAGAUGCAUGGCUGGGUGGGCCCUUCUGGAGA